Strongyloides ratti is the source of this 1776-nucleotide messenger RNA. Its product is annotated as EG:103B4.3 protein. Gene Ontology annotation, biological process: transmembrane transport; monocarboxylic acid transport. Gene Ontology annotation, molecular function: monocarboxylic acid transmembrane transporter activity. The record is from RefSeq and is a predicted model, not a curated record. The coding region runs from base 1 to 1776 and encodes 591 amino acids. The transcript has 3 exons. NCBI's taxonomy places the organism in Eukaryota, Metazoa, Nematoda, Chromadorea, Rhabditida, Strongyloididae.
AUGUUUAUAUAUUUAAUAAUAAUACUACGAAAUAUUAUGACUGUUGUUACAGGUCGUAAACCAUCCCGUUAUGUACCUAUUGCUACAGAUGGUGGUUGGGGAUAUGUUGUUGUAUUUGGAUCUUUUUUAAUUCACGUUAUUGCUGAUGGAAUUGUUUAUGCUUUCGGAGUUAUGGCUACAGCUCUUAUGCAUUAUUUUAACGAAACUAAUGCACGUGUAUCUAUUAUUGUAUCACUUUUGGUUGGUUUAACAUUAGCUUCAGGACCAAUUGCUAGUGCAAUUACAAAUAAAGUUGGUUGUAGAAUAACAACAAUUACUGGAGCUAUUAUAGCUACUUUAGGUCUUUUUGCUGCAUCAUUGUCAACAUCUCUUGAAAUGGUUAUGAUUACAGCUGGUGCUGUAUGUGGAAUUGGAUUUGGUUUGAUAUAUUGUCCUGCUAUUGUUAUUGUAACAAUGUAUUUUGAGAAAUAUCGUGCAUUAGCAACUGGUAUUGCUGUAUGUGGUGCAGGUGUUGGUACUGCUGUUAUUUCUCCACUUCAAGAAUACCUUAUUCAACAUUAUUCAUGGCAAUUUUGUAUGCGUGUAAAUGCUGGACUAGCAUUAAUAUGUAUUAUUGCUGGUUUAACUUUUGCUCCAUUAGAAUUUAGAGAAGUAUAUGAUGAUGAAGAGGAUGAUGAAACAACAACAGAAAAUCAAAUUGAAAAUAUUAAUGAAGAAAUAAGUGAUAAAGAAAUUAUGAAAAAUAAUUCAGAGAAAAAAUCACUUCUUGAUGUUAAUAAUAUUCGUCCAGCAAUCUCCCAUCAAGAUCUUUCUGAGACAACUAAAACUAGUAAUUUAAAAAAAGCAACUAGUCAUGCAGAUAGUCUUCAUAAAACAAGAAGUAAUACUGUUACUGAUGCUACUGGAUAUUUAAAUGUUAAAGAUUCAUUCUAUCAAGGAAGUAUUACAAAUCUUCAAGAAUAUAAAGAAAAUCGUGAUAAAUUUAGAAGUGUCACAUCAUUACAAAGUAGGAAAAGUGUACAUGCUCCUCAUGAUAUGAAAAAAACAAUUAAUGAAGAGGAUGAAAAACAAUUAGUUUCACAAAGUACUGAAGAUGGUAAUGAUGGUAAUACUCUUAUGGAUACUAUUAAAGCAUUAACAGAUUUUGGUUUAUUAAAAGAUCCAAUAUUUAUGCUUUUUGCUCUUUCAAACUUUUUGACAUCAGUUGGUUUUAAUGCUCCAAUGGCAUUCCUUCCAUCACAUGGAGAAAAAUUAGGAUUAGCCAAGGAAGAGGCAUCUCUUAUUAUGUCUGCUUGGGGAAUUUGUAAUACAAUUGGGCGUAUUCUUUUUGGAAUUAUUUCUGAUCGUAAAUUACCAUUUAGUUUUGGUAAAGAUCUUCCAAGAAAUAGAUUAUGGAUAUAUAAUAUUUCUCUUAUUAUUAAUGGAUUGGUUACAGCAUGUUGUUUCUUUUUUACAUCAUUUUAUGGUAUUGUUACAUUUGGAGGUUUCAUUGGAUUAACUAUAUCAUCAUAUGUAUGUCUCACCUCUGUAAUUCUUGUUGACUUGUUAGGAGUUGAUAAACUUACAAAUGCUUUUGGUUUAUUAUUACUGUUUCAAGGAAUAGCAACAUUUGCUGGACCACCAAUAGCUGGUAUAUUAGCUGAUAUGACACAAUCUUAUAUCAUAUCAUUUAUUAUGUGUGGAGUUUGUGUUGCUGUAUCUGGAGCUAUGCUUUUUGCCAUCCCAUCACUUCAACGUAAAUUGAAUAGAGUGCCUAAAGACUCAUCUGAUAGUUAA